UCAAAAUCUACGUAAAACUUUUUUUCUAAGAUAUUGUCUUCUGACGGUGGCGCCACGUGAUUACAUCAUGGAGGAGUAUAAAAACAAGUGCUGCAUUCGAAAGUUUUUGGAAGAAAUUGACUAUAAUGAUAUUAAAGUUGAAAAAAUUGUAGGUAAAGGAUCAUUUGGGGUCGUAUGGAAAGCUAAAUGGAAAGGUCAAUAUGUUGCAGUAAAACAUAUAAAUUCCGAGGAUCAAAGAAAAUCUUUUAUGGUCGAAGUAAGUCAACUAUCAAGGAUUUCUCACCCUAAUAUAAUAAAGUUGUAUGGGGCAUGUACGUCAGAUCCGGUUUGUCUUGUAAUGGAAUAUGCCGAAAGUGGUUCAUUACACAAUAUUUUGCAUUCAAAUUUACGUUUACGUUACACUUCUGGACAUGCUUUUAAUUGGUCACUUCAAUGUGCACAAGUUUUAGGUGGCAAAAGAGUAAAAAUUUGUGAUUUUGGAAGUGCGUGCGAUUUAAAUUCUUAUAUGACGAAUAAUAAAGGAUCAGCAGCUUGGAUGGCUCCAGAAGUAUUUGAAAGUUCUAAGUACACAGAAAAAUGUGAUGUUUUCAGCUGGGGUAUAAUAUUAUGGGAAAUUUUAUCUCGAAGAAAACCCUUUGAUAAUAUUAGAGGUUCAGCAUAUAGAGUAAUGUGGGCUGUUCAUACAGGAAAAAGACCACCGCUGUUGAAAGUAUGUCCUAAACCUGUAGAAGAUUUAAUCCUAAAAUGUUGGAGCAAGUUACCAGAAGUUCGGCCAUCAAUGAAAGAAGUUGUUAUUAUUAUGUCCCACAUAAAAGAAUUUGUCAGUAAAUAUGUAGAUCCAAUUGAGCUUUUGUCAUGUAGCAAAAAAGUUCAGUCUAACUGUUUAAUCAAUUGUCAAACCGGUAACAAUCCCGACUUGAAAAAAACUUUAAUUUCUCAUAAACAUCUCAGUAAAUUAAAAUUACUGAGUAACAAAUCAGAAACAGUAUCACAAUUUAUACAUUAUAAAGAAAAACACUUAAAUUUAACUAUAUUUGAUCAAUUCGCAUUAUUACCUCAUCACAUAAAUUCUUUCAAAACAAUAAAAGAAGUUCUUUUAAUAUUGGUAGCGAAAACAUUUCAAAACUGUUCAGAUGUUCAUCAAAAGAAAUGAAAACUGUUCAAAAGACAAUUUUGAUGAACAUUAAACCUUCGGAAAUUAUUGCUUCAAAUUUAAAUUUUAAUAAUUUUUUUAAGAGAGUCAAACAGGAACACUUUGACGUCAAGCUUCUCAAUCUCCAUGUUUGUUCUAAAGCAUCAAAGAAAAUUUACAAUGAUUGCAAACAAACUUUAAAAGGAUAUCUUCAAGCCCAUACCGAUAUAUCAUCUCUUAAAUAUGUCAAACAAAAAUUAUUCAAUCAAUUAAAUGCUGAAAACGUUAAAAAGUUACAAAAGGUAGAAAAAUUAAGAAACG
Molecule: messenger RNA, 1453 nt
Organism: Copidosoma floridanum
Lineage: Eukaryota; Metazoa; Arthropoda; Insecta; Hymenoptera; Encyrtidae
Product: mitogen-activated protein kinase kinase kinase 7
Biological process (GO): positive regulation of canonical NF-kappaB signal transduction; immune response; protein phosphorylation
Molecular function (GO): ATP binding; MAP kinase kinase kinase activity
Source: RefSeq, a predicted model, not a curated record